Talaromyces marneffei is the source of this 936-nucleotide messenger RNA. RefSeq lists its product as uncharacterized. The record is from RefSeq and is a predicted model, not a curated record. The transcript is spliced from 5 exons. Gene Ontology annotation, molecular function: hydrolase activity, acting on ester bonds. Lineage: Eukaryota; Fungi; Ascomycota; Eurotiomycetes; Eurotiales; Trichocomaceae. Bases 1 to 936 code for a protein of 311 amino acids.
AUGAAUUGCCGAUCCUUAAUCUCCUACACUGCACUGGUGGUGUUCGUCGCAUCCGUUUUCGUAUGGCUUCGCAAUUACCCGUCGUUGGCUGCAAUAUCAAUAUCAAAGCCCGUACACUCGCCGAUGUAUUGGUUUGCCUUUGGUGAUUCCUGGUCCGCCACAGGUUUCAAUAUCAGCUCUACGCAGCCCUCGGCAACCAAUCCGAUGGGAAAUACUGCUCCUCAUCCAGGCACGCAGAGCGGUGGCAACAACUGGAUUGGAUACUUGGCCACACGAUAUAACGCUACUUUAAUCCUGGCGUACAGUCUAGCCAUCGCCGGUGCAACAAUUGAUAAUUCACUAGCUACCUGGGGGUUUGGUGAUAUGACAUCCCAAAUAGACGCCUUUCAAUUAUAUUAUGCUUCGCGGCCAGCAUAUGUCCCUUGGACAACGGAUAAUACAGUCACUUCGUUCGGGAUUGGGAUCAACGACGUAUAUUACGGCUUCGCGCAUAAUGAAGAGCCUUCUGCCUUCGUAGCCACGCUUAUGAAUAGAUAUCGACCACUCAUCGAACAAAUUUAUUCCGACGGAAUUCGAAAGUUCCUCUUUCUGAACUGUCCACCGUCAACUCGCAGUCCGCAGGUGCAUGAAGAAAACGAUUUACCGGAACAGUUCCAGCGUCACGCCGAGAUGGUGACGGCAUACAACGAGGGUCUGAAUAGCAUGUUGUUUCAAUUCAGAGAUGAUCAUAAAGAUGCAACUGUCGUGGUUUACGAUUCGUUCCAGUAUAUGACUCGCGUUCUGGACAAUCCUGCUGAAUACGGUUACAAGAAUGCCACAUGCAUGAAUACCGAUGGGUCGAGUUGUGUCUGGUGGAAUAACUUGCAUCCUGGUUGGAAAUAUCACAAGUACCAAGCCGAGGAUAUGUUGCCCAUUCUCGCGCCUCUCGGGUGGUGA